UGUUUGUUUCACGACUUCUAAUAUUUAUAUAAAAAAACUUAAUUUAAAUAUGAACCCAUAAGUAAAUUUUAUAAGAUAAUUUUUUUGGUUUUUUCCUUAAAUUAGAAAGCAUUUUAUUCUCAAUAUGGUGGUGACUAGCGAAUACAUCACAUGCUGGCCGUUAUGACACCCAUUCCCAAUGAACACGACGGCUAAUUAUGUAUACCUUUCGUAUAUAAAUAGAAGCUUUGUGCAAUACUCUUUCAUUGCUCCCUUCAUAUAUCCAAAUAUGGCCUCUCCACGAAUGCAAUCACACAUGCUUUCCAUUUUAGUCAUAUUUCUUUGUGUUUUUAAAACCUAUGUUUCGGGUCAAUUUGCUAACUUUAAUAAGUUAGUGUUACCUCCGGGUGUCACCGGCCCUGGCUCAGUCACAUUUGGAGGACUUCUAGCCAACGGACCCUUCACAACCGUCACUGAUGGCAGGAUUUUGAGAUGGGCAGGCCCUACCAUCGGUUUUGUGGACUUUGCAUACACUUCACCAACAAGGACAAAACAAUUUUGUGAUGGUACAACAGAUCCAGAGAAAGGGCCAAUAUGUGGACGACCAAUUGCACUUAGCUAUCAACAUGUAACCGGGCUUCUUUAUAUAGCUGAUGCAUUUUUUGGACUUCUAGUUGUGGGUCCCACCGGUGGGCUCGCAAUUCAACUUGCCGGAGGAUUUAAGUAUGCUAAUGGCAUAGACAUUGAGUUAUUAACAGGAAAUGUUUACUUCAGUGAUGGUAGUUUGACUUAUGAUAUUAGAGAUAUUACCAAACCAGGAUUUCAGCCAGAUUCAACUGGGAGGUUAUUGCGUUACAACCCAGUUACCAGACAGGUGUCAGUUUUGCUGAGUGGUCUCUCUGGCGGUGGUGGUCCUGCCGUGAGUGCGGAUGGUACAUUUGUUCUUGUACCUGAGAUUAAUGCUAAUCGGAUUUCUAAAUAUUGGUUGGUGGGGCCCAAAGCAAAUACGGUGGAAGUUUUGCUACGUACCACAGGGAAUCCUAAUAAAAUAAAGCGAGCAGAAAGAUUAGGGGAGUUUUGGGUUGGAAUUUCGGUUGGAUAUAUUCCAAGAAUGGCUGUCAUUCUACCUGAAGGGAUGCGGUUCAAUUCAAAUGGGGUGGUGUUGCAAACGGUGUCGUUUGCUAAAGAAUAUGUUAAUGUGCCGGUUAGUUUGGUUCAAGAACGGAAUGGGAAACUCUAUGUGGGGUCUCGUUUCACCAAUUUCAUUGGUGUGUACUCUAACUAGACACGUGUGUCUUGUACUAUGAAAUAAAGGUGAAAUGAUGUUAAAAUAAAAAUGCAACCUAAUAUAAAGGUUGAUUUCAA
Molecule: messenger RNA, 1344 nt
Organism: Lactuca sativa (garden lettuce)
Lineage: Eukaryota; Viridiplantae; Streptophyta; Magnoliopsida; Asterales; Asteraceae
Product: protein STRICTOSIDINE SYNTHASE-LIKE 11
Cellular component (GO): endomembrane system
Molecular function (GO): hydrolase activity
Source: RefSeq, a predicted model, not a curated record